AUGUCUCUGGUGAUUGCGGCCUCGGUGCCCGUGGGUCUUUCUUCAGGCGCUAUGUUUGCCUACUCCAUCUAUGGGCCCCAGCUUGCCCAUCAAUGUCACUUGGACCUGUCGCAGGCGGCCAACUUGAACAUUGCCGUCACUGUGGGCUCUGCCUUGGGCGGUUUGGGUGGCGGUUAUAUAACCGAUACGUUUGGAUCGUUGUUUCCAAUGCUUGGUGGGUGGAUUCUUGUCGCAGGUGGCUACUUUUGGGUCCAUCAGCUUUACUUGUUGGGCGAAGAAGCUGCUUCGUGGAUGCUUAUCUUGCUGAUGUUCCUCGUGGGCGCUGGAUCUACCGCAAGCUACUUUGCUGCGAUCAAAGCUGUCACGUUGACCUCUUCAAGAUACAAGGGCCUGGCCCAGAGCAUCCCCAUUGCUCUGUUUGCCAUAGCCAGCUUGUUAUACUCUUUUGUGUUUACUCAUAUUUUACAUGGGGAAGUCGGACCCUUUUUGUUAUUCUUGUCAGGGUCUGCCUUUUUCAUGCAGCUUGCAGGCGUGAUAUUCAUAAGGGUUCCUGGCCACGAGGAAAAGAUUAUUACCUUUGAGUACGCAGAGCUCUUGAACGAGGCAGAGGGCCCCGUUGGAGAGCCAGCGAGAAUGCCUCCAGAACAACACACUUCUGGCUGGUACCACCACCUUGAACUUGCGGAGUGCCUCACACAUCGGGUGUUCUGGGCUCACUUUGCCUUGAUCGCAAUCUUCCAGGGUCUUGGGCAGAUGUACAUCUACACCGUGGGUUACAUCCUUAAGGCUGUUCAUUAUUAUUUUACCCAUGCUACGGUUGAAACGACGUCUGAUCUACCCUCGCUUGACUCCCUCCAAGCCAUUCAUGUUUCCCUUAUUGCAAUUGGCUCAUUUACUGGCCGUCUUUCCUCUGGCCCCUUUGGUGACUUCUUGGUGAACAAGCACGGGUGGACUCGUCAUUCGGUUCUUGUGCUCGCAUUAUUGCUUAUGGGUGCUGGCCACUCAGCAUUGAUAUACCCUAUUGACCGCCACUCGCUGCUGCUCUGGCUGUGCAACGUGAAGUUGGCGUUUAUUUCUGCCAUCAUAGGCUACGCCUACGGGUUUGGCUUCACCACAUUGCCAGCAAUCAUAUCAGACUUAUUCUCAAUGAAGAACUACUCGUUCCUCUGGGGUAUCAUGUACUCGUCCACUGUCCCGGGGCUUACCGUUUUCACCAAGUUCUUUGGGUACAAUUACGAUAAGCAGUCCGAGAUGGAGCGUGGUAGCCUCAUUUGCACCAAGGGAUCGAAAUGCUAUGGCAGUACGUUUGGUGUGACCGGUCCGCUUGCGUUGAGCCUUGUGGUUCUCAUUCUUGUGGUUACAUUUGCUCACCGUCGGUCACGCAGUUGA
Candidozyma auris is the source of this 1389-nucleotide messenger RNA. RefSeq lists its product as uncharacterized. Gene Ontology annotation, cellular component: membrane. Bases 1 to 1389 code for a protein of 462 amino acids. The record is from RefSeq and is a predicted model, not a curated record. Lineage: Eukaryota; Fungi; Ascomycota; Pichiomycetes; Serinales; Metschnikowiaceae. The transcript has a single exon. Gene Ontology annotation, biological process: transmembrane transport. Gene Ontology annotation, molecular function: transmembrane transporter activity.